CGCCUCUUUCCUACUCUGCUUUUUGCCUCUUUCUUUCGACUCUCUCUGUUCUCGAUCCCCAGCCUCAAAACUUCAUCUCCAUUUUGCUUGAAAGAUGGAGUCAGCUGAAAAGGAUGCAUCUCCAAAGAAGGAUUCCACUCCUCCUACUCCAGCUGCUGAAGACCCUACUCCUCCUACUCCAGCUGCUGAAGAAGGUCCCGAGGUAAACAAUUCAGAAGCUGCUAGCAAUAGAAAAUCUUGGGUAUGGAAUCAUUUUAAGUAUGUGGAUAAUAUGACUGAAACGAGUUGUCCCUACUGUAAGAAGUUAAUUAGGUGUCAUGUCAAAAAGAAUGGGACAAGGUCUUUAGGAAAUCAUUUGAAAAAUUCUUGUAGGACAUCUCCUGUUUACAAGGGAAAACAUGAGAAUAAGAAACAAAAGACUUUGGAGAGUUUUCAAACUUGUAAAUCUGGAAGUGGGAAUAUAUUAGAGGUUCAUAGUUUUAGUCAAGAGAGAUGUCGUAGGUCAUUAGCUAAGAAAAUUUCUGGUUCUAAAUACUUGACUUCAAAUUUGUUUUUUAAUGAACUUAUCAAGAUGCAUGUGAACAUUGGCAAAAUGUGCUCUAAUAAGGAUCCUAAGUGUCAAGAGAUGGCAAGGCGGAUGAAAGAAAAGUAUGAUAAAUACUGGGACAACAUUGAUAAUAUUAACUUUCUUCUUUACGUGGCUGUUCUCUUGGAUCCUCGCAAGAAAAUGCAGUAUGUUGAAUUUAGUUUUGCUCAGAUUUAUGUGGAGGACAGGGAGAAGCAGAUUUUGAUGAAGGAGAAAGUAAAAAAUACACUUGAUGCUCUUUAUAGAGACUAUGUGAGACUCCAGGUGCAAGAUAUUGUUUACACCGGCACUAAGGGUAAAAAUAGUACUUCAGGAACAUUUGGUACAACUCCAAUGGUAAUAGACGAUGAUCAAGAUGAUGCAGACUUGGAAAUGGAUUUUCAGAGGCACCUAGAAGCUGAAGAAACGAAAGAAAACAAAUCUGAGAUAGAUAUUUAUUUGUCUGAUGGGGUUGAAAGAGGUGUAACCGAUGAUUUUGAUGUCCUGCUUUGGUGGAAAUCGAAUUCCACAAAGUUUCCGAUUCUCUCAUAUGUAGCAAAGAAUGUAUUGGCUAUGCCAAUAACAACUGUAGCAUCAGAAUCAGCAUUUAGUACUGGCGGAAGGGUCAUUGAUCCGUUUAGGAGUUCACUUACUCCAAAAACUGCAGAAGCCUUGAUAUGUGCCCAGGACUGGUUGCGAUCAAACACAACUGACAUUGAAACUCCACUUGGUAUUGUUGAAGAGACAAGGCAGAAACUUGAAGAAGUUGAAUUGGAUGAAUUGUCAAAAGGCCCAAAAUAUCUGCUCCAGGUUGUUGUUGAAGAGUGACAAGCAUAUUUUGCUUUAGAGUUUUGCGAUGGAAGAUCCAAGAAUUUCAAGACCAGUUUUAAAUUUUAAAUGCAAAUGACAUUAGCCUAUGUAACUUUUGCCUUUUGUUAUUGCUGGAACCUGGAAUAUUUGUUUGCUA
Molecule: messenger RNA, 1532 nt
Organism: Daucus carota subsp. sativus
Lineage: Eukaryota; Viridiplantae; Streptophyta; Magnoliopsida; Apiales; Apiaceae
Product: zinc finger BED domain-containing protein RICESLEEPER 2-like
Exons: 3
Coding region: 95-1393 (432 amino acids)
Molecular function (GO): DNA binding; protein dimerization activity
Source: RefSeq, a predicted model, not a curated record